Molecule: messenger RNA, 1533 nt
Organism: Talaromyces stipitatus ATCC 10500
Lineage: Eukaryota; Fungi; Ascomycota; Eurotiomycetes; Eurotiales; Trichocomaceae
Product: N-alkane-inducible cytochrome P450, putative
Exons: 4
Coding region: 1-1533 (510 amino acids)
Molecular function (GO): oxidoreductase activity, acting on paired donors, with incorporation or reduction of molecular oxygen; heme binding; iron ion binding
Source: RefSeq, a predicted model, not a curated record
AUGGACACCACAUUACGUGAAGCCCUCCAAGAGUCCAUGGGUAGCAUCAGUCACUCAAUCGCCGUGACCGCCGCCCUCGGGCUGCUCAUGAUUCUGGGUCUUGUUACAUUCAGAUCUGUCAUGUCGGAGAUAGUCCUCCCUGGCAUCCCCCAAUUCAAAGGCGUUCCCAUUCUUGGUGCUAUGCCUAUCUACUUCAAGCAUGGAAUGCCUCAGCUUCUCGGGAGUCUCAUUGCAAUUGGCGAGGAUGGAAUUUCGUAUGCCAACGUUGUUAACAAUGUUCUGGUUUCAGUUCACGAUCCGGCCAUGGUCAAAGAAGUCCUAUCAUAUCCUGAAGAAAUAGCUUCUAGGGAAGGUGACAUCGGACGGAUGAGCUGGUCACCAUUUUGGACUCUAAGACGCCUUAUAGGCGAGUCUCUUUUCAACUAUGUCGGCCCCGAUACUAGCCACCAUCGCAAUGUCUUCAUCCGUGAAUUUAACAGCACCAAGUCCAAUGCUGAGAAGUUCAGCACCAUUUCUCAAAUUGCUCAAGAACACGCCAAUAUGCUAACAGGUCAAGCCAAGGUUGCCGAGGUGGACAAUAUUAGAUACUCAGCAGAUAACUUCGCUAUUGCUCUUUGGGGAGAGACUCUCUACGGCAACCCUCACCAUUACAUUGGCGGCCGAGUCUUGGACUUGUCUGAAACCAUCAUCACUUUAGCCGGUAAUCCUUGGCCUUCGGUUUGGUAUUCUAUUCAGCUAUUCUUCAAAAUGGUGACUCCAGGCGAGCCCACUCGGACAGAAGCCAAGCUGCGUGAGAAGGUAGCCAAGGUUAUUGAAGCAAAUUUUGAGAAACUGGAGGCGUACGAGAAAGCCAACCCAGAUGCUCCUUUAAAAACGAUCCGUAAUUUGUCUGUCAUGACCGGUGGUGGUAGAACCGGGCCUCUUUCCAAAUUUGCUGCGGAAUUUACCAAUCUCAAUCUGUUUGGAGGUCAUCACAGUAUCGGUCUGAAUGUUACUUGGUCGUUGAUCGAGCUUGACAACAACCCUGAAUGCCUGAAAAAGCUCAUGGCCGAAAUCGACUCGGUUGACACAAACGAUUUCACCAGCGUCAACUCCAAGAUGCCUUACCUUGAUGCCAUUAUUAUGGAGAUUAACCGAUUGCAUCCCACUGUCCACGCCACUCUUCGAGUGAUCAACCGCGAAACAAAGCUCACCGCCAGCAAGAAGCCUGUUGUGUUAAAGCCAGGCAUGCUGAUAUAUCUUUCCUACCUUCACCUUCACACUUCGCCAGAAUUCUGGGGUCCUGACUCUUAUAAAUUUAUGCCGGAGCGCUUCCUCGGUAAUUAUGAUAAGAGCAAACCGUUCAUGUCAUUUGGAUAUGGACCGCGUAACUGCGUUGGGUACAAAUUCGCCACCCUGGCCGCCAAAGUGUAUCUUCUUACUCUUCUCAAGACGUAUGACUUGCAAGUUAAGGAACAUGAUCAUGAGAUGAAGCUUGGUACAUUACUUGAGACUACCAAACCAGUUGCUGUGAAGGUCUCUCACAGGUUUUAA